Papaver somniferum (opium poppy) is the source of this 1992-nucleotide messenger RNA. RefSeq lists its product as uncharacterized. Bases 1 to 1992 code for a protein of 663 amino acids. The transcript is spliced from 9 exons. The record is from RefSeq and is a predicted model, not a curated record. NCBI's taxonomy places the organism in Eukaryota, Viridiplantae, Streptophyta, Magnoliopsida, Ranunculales, Papaveraceae.
AUGGGUUCAGGGUACACAAAGAUACAUGCAUGUAUCAACAACUGCAUUCUUUAUUGGAAUGAGUACAAGGAUGAAAAAGUGUGUCCUACUUGUAAAGCACCCAGAUGGAAAGUUGACAGGGAUGGUAAAGUUUACGAGAAUGUUCCAGCAAAGGUAUUGUGGUACUUCGACAUCAUCCCAAGAUUUCAGCGGCUGUUUCAAUCGAAGCACACAGCAAAAGAUUUGAUAUGGCACGAUACCACUAGAAACAAAGACGGUGUUUUACGUCAUCCGGCAGACUCACAUGCUUGGAGAGAGAUAGAUAACAAUUUCCCAGAAAUUAAAGGUGAUCCAAGAAAUCUGCGGUUAGCUGUUUCGGCUGAUGGAGUUGAUGUAAACACAGGCACCAAACAUCACAGUGGAAAGAGAACAUGGGAUGCAUAUGCCCAAGAAAUGUUUACUCUACGUGCAGUUGUUUUGUGGACGAUAAACGAUUAUCCUGCUCUUGGUACACUAUGUGGUUGUCGCUACGCUGGAUAUCAUGGUUGUGUGGUGUGUCGUAAAAAAACGCACAGUAUUAGGCUUCAUGACUCAAACAAGAAUGUUUAUGUUGGUUAUAGAAGAUUUUUACCCUAUGAGCAUCCGUUCAGAAGGCAGAAGGGGGCAUUUGGCGGAAAACAAGAGUGGGAGACUGCUCCAGAACCAAUGACCGGGGAAGAAAUAUAUGAGGAGAAUGUGGGACAAAGUCUUGUUGGAACGUUGCUGCACAACGGGAAUACAAAAGAUGGAUUAAACGCCAGAAAGGAUUUGGUGCGUUUGGGGUUAAAAUCGGAGUUACACCCUAAGACAGAUGACAAAGGAACGAUACUUCCCGCAGCAUGUUAUACAUUAACUACGGAAGAAAAAGACAUAUUCUUGGAGACACUAUCCGAGUUAAGAGUUCCAGAAGGAUCAAUAUCUGCCAAAGAAAUCAUGGUGGAAGAGCUAGAUAAAUUGCAAGAGGAUCUCUGUGUGACGUUAUGCUUACUAGAGAAGGAAGUGAAGUUAUGCGGUCCGGUUUGCUUUCGAUGGAUGUAUCCUUUCGAAAGGUGUAUGAAGGUUAUAAAGGGGCAUGUGCGAAACAAGAAUCAACCUUGUGGAUGCAUUGCCGAAGAGAAUGUUGCAGAAGAGACGAUUGAGAUAUAUUGUGAGUACCAUAAAAGCAUCAGGACAAUUGGUAUUCCACUAGAUAGGCAUAAUACAUCUCAGGAGGGAGAACCGUUAUCAGCUGAAGAGCCGUGUAUAGUUACCCCUGAACAGUUGAGACAAGCACAUUUCUAUGUAAUGCAGAACACGCCUGAAAUUGAGCCUUACAUAGACCGACACAAGCUAUAUUUGGAAACUAACUAUUCUACUAAAAAGCGAGCAUGGCUAGAGAAAGAGCACUCUAACACUUUUGGCGCUUGGUUAAAAAAUGAGGUUGAAAAAGAGUUGGCAGACGACAGAGAAAGUAUCUCAGAGAACUUAAGAUGGAUAUCACACGGCCCGCACUACGAGGUAACGAAAUACACUGUAUAUCGCAUCAAUGGAUAUCUAUUCCGCACAAGAUCCCGUGAUGGUAGAAUUCACCAGAAUAGUGGGGUUAGCGUUGCAGCAAAUGACAUGCACAUAUCUAGAGAUGAUGAUGUUACAUAUGGUAAAGCCUCUUAUUAUGGUGUCUUGCAAGAGAUAUGGGAGUUAGAUUACUGUGAAAGAAAAGUUCAUCUGUUCAAGUGCAAUUGGGUUGAUAAUAAACGUGGGGUCAAAAGAGAUGCUCUUGGCUACAAGAUUGUUGACCUUACUAUGUUGGGAUACAAAAAUGAUCCUUUUAUUUUAGCCUCACAAGCUAAGCAGAUCCACAAGACUUGGGUAAAGAAUCCCGAAAUGAUUACUUCCGAACUGACUGCCGAGGUUUACUUAUACGCAAGCCAAAAUGACACACUCCCGCAGGUUCGUUGUGGCUAUUCAACACUCUACAUUGUCCCUGAGCUUUGA